This is a messenger RNA of Adineta steineri, 1545 nucleotides long. The record is from the annotation of a GenBank genome assembly. Lineage: Eukaryota; Metazoa; Rotifera; Eurotatoria; Adinetida; Adinetidae.
AUGCAGUUUAAUAUAUCAAAUAUAAAUGUUGAUAAAGAACAUUUUUUAUCAGCUAUAUCAAUUUAUAUAUAUAAACCACAUGUUGUUAAUAAACGUGUAACAACUGUUCGUUUUGCUUUGGCAUUAAAUCGUAAUGAUCGAAAAUAUUCAACAGGACGAAAUAUAAUUGAUAAACAUGAAACAUCUAUUGAAUUUCGACCAAUAAUUUCGAAUUCAAUUCAUACAAAAACAUGUAGUGUACAAAUACCUAUUUAUCGUUUUGAAUUAUUAAUAGAUGAGAAAAUUCUUCGAUUAACUGUAUAUGAUGCUAAAAUAGAAAAAGAAAUUUUCUGGUUAAAAGAUAUUGUCCUAUCAAAAAUUAUAAAAUGGUGUCAAAGUACUAUUGAUAAUAGUAUGGAAAAUACAACAUUAAAAUUAAUAUCUAUUGAAGAUUAUCAACAGGAAUAUGAACGAUUAAAAGUAAAAUAUGGAAAAUAUUUAACUGAAAAUUGGUGUGAAAAUACUGACCCUCAAAAACAUGUUUUUGAAGAUUUAGGUAUUGCAAGUUAUUUAUUAACAUAUUGGCGUCAAUAUUCUUCUUCAUUUGAUAAACCCAUUAAAUUUGUGGAUUUGGGAUGUGGCAAUGGCCUUCUAACUUUUCUACUUUCAUCUGAAGGUUAUACAGGACUUGGUAUUGAUAUGCGUCGUCGUCGUUCAUGGUCAUUAUUUGGUUCAUCAUUAUAUCUUGAAUCAUUAAUUGAUCCUCAUUCAUUAAUUUUACAUGAUUUAAUUAUAUCCGGUCAAUAUACAUUUCUUAUUGGUAAUCAUUCCGAUGAAUUAACACCAUGGUUACCAGUUUUAGCUCGUCAAUGUUUUUGUAAUGUUUUUCUAUUACCUUGUUGUUUCUUUGAUUUUAGUGGAAAAAAAUUUAUUACAAAUAAUCAUGAUAAUAAUACUACACAAUAUGAACAGUAUUUAUCGUAUAUAGAAAAAAUUGCGGAAAUUCUUGAUUUUAAUAUAAAAAAAGAUAAAUUACGUAUACCAUCAACGAAAAAUAUUUGUUUUAUGUUGCAUCAAACGAAUGAAAACAAUUCAAUUGAUUCUAUUCGUACACAUUUACUUGAUCAUUUUGGUAUUGAUAUUAAACUUGAACAUGCUGAUCCUCAAAUUUCAAAUCAUCAAUCAUCAUGUCCAAAAUCUAAACCAGAAUUUUAUUCGACAAAAUUUUCUAUAAUUAAAUUUCUUUUCGAGCAUAUUAUUACUCAUAAUCAAUCAUUAACUAUAUCUGAAGCAUAUAAUAUAUUACCAAAUGAACUUUGUGAACAAUUAAAAUGUGAAAAUGGUGGUUUAAAAUCAAUUAUUCUCUCAUAUCGUCAUGCACUUUAUUUUGAUCCCCAAACGAAAUUAAUAACAUUAGCUAAUCCACAACUAAAUUCAAUAACAUUAAAACAAAAAAAUUCAUCGAAAGCAAUAUUUAAAACAAAACCUUGUUUUUUUUUUACAUUCCAUCCUAAUGGUUGUCCAUUAAUAGAUGAACAAUGCGCUUUUUCUCAUUGUAAAAUAUAA